Exaiptasia diaphana is the source of this 1195-nucleotide messenger RNA. RefSeq lists its product as uncharacterized. Bases 151 to 678 code for a protein of 175 amino acids. The transcript is spliced from 5 exons. The record is from RefSeq and is a predicted model, not a curated record. Lineage: Eukaryota; Metazoa; Cnidaria; Anthozoa; Actiniaria; Aiptasiidae.
AUUUGCCAUGAAACCAAAACCUCGUGUCAUUCUCUUUGCCAUUUAGACACCAACCAGGAUCGACAAAGCCUCAAAGUCGAAUUAUAAGCUUUCAAGCCUCAAGGCCCUAAUUCUUUGAGAGCUAUCAAYUGCACAAGUGGCAUCCUGGAUAUGGGUGGGGUGCUCUGUGCUCUUCAAUCUGCUGCAAUAACAGUCCGCGACUGGGCUUGGCAGUGURCUAAAGCGGGUUUCGACUUUUUGAAAAGUGUUUUCCAAGGAUUUGCAAAUUUUAUGUCCAAUGUGGUGGACUUUAUCAAAGAUCAGUUUUCCAAGUUGCGUUUCCAAUUCUGCUAUUCCGAUCAGACGGCAAGUGCGUCAACAUCCACUUCAGAAGACGGACUGACACGUCGCGUUGAGGUCAACCAAAAAAGUGUUCAAGUUGAAGUGCGUUAUAAUCAAGAUGAAACAAAGCCUGAUGAAAUCCAAGCAAUAAAGGAACAGAAUCUGAAGAAUUUGGGAGACAUUAAAAAGGUAGUUGAUCAAGCUUUUGAGUUGAUGCAAGCAGACGUUCAAGCAUCAGCAAAUGAUGAUCCYAUAGAACAAGCCAAAACAGCUGAAAAAAUGCAGCAAUUCAUGAAUGGAGGUGAUGUGACAAAGCUCAUCGAAAAGAUGGAUUCAGCUCCAAAUACUCUUGCAUAAAAAUCACAUUGUAAUCAAAUCCUGGUUCAUCCUAGCUAUAUAUGUUUAUACGACGCUCACACAGGCCUGGUCCAGUUAGUAUGCCCUAAAACAUAGGUCGCCUGAAACUUGACCUGCUCCAUGUCAAAAAAGUAGACACAGCAAAAUUGUUGCCAUUGGCCGGUCAUGCAGGUCUCCUGAUCUAGAUCUAGCAAAACACAAAAUACGAAACGAAAUCAUGUACCAGUAAAUAAAUAUCUUUAUCAUAUAAUUAUCUAUGAAAUACCUAGUAGACUUAGUAUAUUUCUCCAUUUCGUAAAAUUGAUAUUUUCACUAGUGAAAAUAAUAUUUCACUAGUGAAAAUAACACAUUCGAGGUUUCUCUUUAUAGUAAAAGCAAGGAAAGACUGACUGAGGUAUUUUACGACAUAAUUUGCUUUCAUAUGUACAUGUAAUUAUAUGAUAAACAGAAUAUUACAUGGUCGCUUGGAGAUACGAAUUUUAUCUUCUCGCUAUGCUCACUCGUGAGAGAUCUUUUC